UUCUAACGCCGAUAGCGUUUGCGGAAGGAGGUUUCUACGCUGCCGCACUUCCGAUUUCACGCUGGUAACGUGAGCUAUUUAAAGGAGACUUCCUCCAUCUUUCCUCUUAUGUUUUGUGUGUGUGUUUUUUUUCUAACCCGGAUAUGACGCACUAAAGAACCCGACGGAAAUAGAACUGAAAGCGUUCUAAGAUGGCGAACCGCACGGUAAAGGAUGCCCAUAGUAUUCACGGCACCAACCCGCAGUACUUGGUGGAGAAGAUCAUUCGGACUCGAAUCUACGAGUCCAAGUACUGGAAGGAGGAGUGCUUCGGGCUGACGGCUGAACUUGUAGUUGAUAAAGCCAUGGAGUUAAGGUUUGUCGGUGGCGUCUAUGGUGGCAACAUAAAGCCAACUCCCUUUCUGUGUUUGACCUUGAAGAUGCUUCAGAUUCAACCAGAGAAAGAUAUCAUUGUUGAGUUUAUAAAAAAUGAAGACUUCAAGUAUGUCCGCAUGUUGGGAGCACUUUAUAUGAGGCUGACAGGCACUGCAAUUGAUUGCUACAAAUACUUGGAGCCCCUGUACAAUGACUAUAGAAAAAUUAAGAGCCAGAACCGAAAUGGAGAGUUUGAAUUGAUGCAUGUAGAUGAGUUCAUUGAUGAACUACUACACAGCGAGAGAGUCUGUGAUAUCAUCCUGCCCCGGCUACAGAAACGCUAUGUGCUAGAGGAAGCGGAGCAGUUGGAGCCUCGGGUUAGUGCUCUUGAGGAGGACAUGGAUGAUGUGGAGUCCAGUGAAGAGGAGGAGGAAGAGGAUGAGAAGCUGGAGAGGGUACCAUCGCCUGAUCACCGCCGGAGAAGUUACCGAGACCUGGACAAGCCCCGUCGCUCUCCCACACUGCGCUACAGGAGAAGUAGGAGCAGGUCUCCUAGAAGGAGGAGUCGGUCUCCAAAAAGGAGGAGCCCUUCCCCUCGCCGAGAGAGGCAUCGGAGCAAAAGUCCAAGGCGUCACCGCAGCAGGUCCCGAGAUAGACGACACAGAUCCCGCUCCAAGUCCCCAGGUCAUCACCGUAGUCACAGACACAGGAGCCACUCAAAAUCUCCUGAAAGAUCUAAGAAGAGCCACAAGAAGAGCCGGAGAGGGAAUGAGUAAUGGACUCGGUUUAGGUUUAGUCCAAAUAGCCUCCUGCAAAUAUGAAGCCACCUCUCUUUGUGGAAGGACUGAGAUCUGCUCCCAAGGCAGCUACAAGAAUAUUUUAGGGUGUUUUUGUUUUUUUUUAACCUGAAAGUCUCUCUACUUUUUCUUUCUUGGGGGGAGGGAGGGUGUAAUAAAAGAGGUGCUUAGUUUUGUAUCUCUUUUUGAAUCCUAGUCCAUAUUUGAGGGAUAAUGCUCCCCAAGGGCUGCUUUUGAUCCCUUGUACAACAAACAUUGAGGAUUUGGGAAGUGGAGGGUAUAUAUGUCAAGGAGGAGAUAUGGUGGCCUAGUAAUCCUUUUGUUAUUAAAUUUAACAUUCCAUC
Molecule: messenger RNA, 1495 nt
Organism: Pipistrellus kuhlii (Kuhl's pipistrelle)
Lineage: Eukaryota; Metazoa; Chordata; Mammalia; Chiroptera; Vespertilionidae
Gene: PRPF38A
Product: pre-mRNA processing factor 38A
Exons: 10
Coding region: 192-1130 (312 amino acids)
Cellular component (GO): precatalytic spliceosome
Source: RefSeq, a predicted model, not a curated record